GAUUCCGAAUAAAAACAAAACUUUGUCAAACCCCUGCACUUGUUUCUCACAAUUCACCAUGAAAUCCACCACCAAACUGACUCACAACACCGACAAAAACUCAUCCCAAUGGUUUUAAAUCUAGAUACCAGAAGCAAACCUAUUGCGUGUCUGGAAACGCGGCGCUAUCCUCGUAAAGGAACAAGAGUGGAUAAUAUCGAGCUUUACUUGCAUUUGUUUCGCGUGUAGUCACUAUUGUCCUCGUUCUGUGUCUUGUCGUUCCUUCAUUUUAUUUUUUUUUCACGUAAAGUGGGGGAAGUGAAAUGUUCAGUUGAACUGGAGUGAACUUUAUCGUCAGUGGAAAAGUUGAGACCGAAGUUAACAGCCCUUCCACUUCAGGUGAUUGAGCUGAGGAAUGGAGAAUUUUCUUGAUGGACCAUUUGUCUUCAGGCUUAAUGACAGUGGAACUGCUCCCCAUCUUCUGGUCCAGGUGUGUACAGAACGUGGCUGGAGAGAAUACGUUGGUGAUACGAGCAAUGCCUUCAAGGAUCGUUGGAAUUUAUGGUGGAAAUCCGGGGGAUUUCCCACAUCACACUACAAGAGUCUAUUACCCUGGCAAUUUAUAAACAGAAUACCAAAGGGCAGUUCGAUAUGCAAGAAGGAUAAUCUCGUGAGACAUUUGAAGUGUAUGCGCCAGGUUUAUGGAUCCAUUUAUGACAUCAGUCCACCAGGAUACAAUCUGCCAUCGGAGUACACGAAAUUGGCAGCUGAUUGCAGUCGAUGCGAAAAGGACGACAGAGUUUGGAUUUGCAAACCUGUGGGACAAAGUCAAGGACGUGGAAUUUUCCUCUUCAGGAGAUUGAGUGACUUGAGUUACGACAGUGCAGCAGUCGUGCAGAGAUAUAUUGAAAAACCUCUGCUAAUUGGAGGAUACAAAUUCGACUUGCGACUGUACGUCUGUGUUCCUUCAUACCGACCACUAACGAUUUAUCUCUACAAGGAGGGACUGGCAAGAUUUGCCACUGAGAAGUUCUCCCUCGAGAACCUGGACGAUCCAUUUCGCCACUUGACUAAUUUCGCGCUCAAUAAAUUGGGCCCUGGCUAUUCGCAGAAAAAGGAAAGAGUCGGUGCAGGUUCUAAAUGGAGUUUUCGACAAUUAAGAAGAUACAUGGAUCAGUCAGGCUUCAACGACUGGUUCCUCUGGCAGAGAAUAGCUGCCCUGAUUUCUCUGACUGUUUUAAGUCAAACUGCCGGCAUUCCGAAGUCCUCAAAUUGCUUCGAGUUCUUUGGUUUUGAUGUUCUAAUCGAUGCCAACUUGAAGCCAUGGCUUCUCGAAGUCAAUGUGAGUCCAGCACUGGGUAAUGACUGCGAGGUAGACUCUGAAGUGAAGAAGCCACUUCUUCAUGAUCUUUUUGAUCUACUUGGUCUGCCUGUGUGCAAUACUGGACUCUCUCUGUUCAAAAUUUGGUCUGCCUCGAGCCCAAUUGUGGGCACCUGCGAUGACGAUUUCUGUGCUUCCAAGUAUUAUCAACCACGGUGUUCCAAACGUCGAUGCAGGCUCGAUGAAUCUGUUGGUUUUGUCAAGGCACGUCCAGAUAGUGCAAAUAUGUUCCGACGUACAGCAACGGAAGAGAAUUUUUCACGCUACAAUCCACUCUGUGUGGAAAAAAAUAUGCAGAAAGGUUUCAAAGGUUCGAAUAGAGCAGAACAUUCGGGUGGUCUUAUCUGGGACAACGGUCGAGACUGGGGAAAUCCUAAAACUCGAGAGGGCGGAUGGAUAAGGAUUUAUCCAUUUAUGAAUCCUAAAUCCCUGGAAAAUCUGGAUUUUCCGAGUAGAUCGAGUCCAGGUGAGGCUAGGCCUGUCGAGAAGGAGAUUAAAACGAGUGUCCUCUGCAUUCAAAAAUUUAUUAAAGUAGCUAAAGAUAUUCAACGAGAAUUUGGUAAAGAGGGUGACGUUCGGUGCAAUGAACUCUUGAGAAGGGAAUUAGAUCUGACAACUGAAGUCUGGCUCCCUGAGAAAUGACCUCACCUGUACAUAAGUACCUCUAGGUGUUCAACUUGAUCUCUUCUCCAUUUUUUCAAUCAAACAAUUGUAUAUAAUAUUGACUUUCGAUCUACUCCACUUCACAUUUUAUUGAAAUCAUUUCCACAAUGAAUAAAUUCGAUUCUUUUACCUUAAAACAUACAUAUAUUGUUGCU
This is a messenger RNA of Fopius arisanus, 2178 nucleotides long. Its product is annotated as probable tubulin polyglutamylase TTLL2. The transcript has 8 exons. Gene Ontology annotation, molecular function: tubulin-glutamic acid ligase activity; tubulin binding. Gene Ontology annotation, cellular component: cilium. Lineage: Eukaryota; Metazoa; Arthropoda; Insecta; Hymenoptera; Braconidae. The record is from RefSeq and is a predicted model, not a curated record. Bases 395 to 2002 code for a protein of 535 amino acids. Gene Ontology annotation, biological process: microtubule cytoskeleton organization; protein polyglutamylation.